Molecule: messenger RNA, 1838 nt
Organism: Alternaria rosae
Lineage: Eukaryota; Fungi; Ascomycota; Dothideomycetes; Pleosporales; Pleosporaceae
Exons: 2
Coding region: 1-1488 (495 amino acids)
Molecular function (GO): FAD binding
Source: RefSeq, a predicted model, not a curated record
AUGCGUCUUCUCGUUCUUUCUUCCGCUAGCCUCUUCUUGUUCGGCGCAGCAUCUGCGUACAGCUACCCAAGCAAUUCAUGCGAAGACUUGGCUCUGGUACUGCCCAACCGCACAUUCUUCCCCGCAGCAUCAACCUACAACGCAUCAAUCCAAUCAUAUCCAUUCCUUCAGCUUCGUCUACGACCAUCGUGCAUCGUCCGCCCGACAUCCACAGAAGAUGUAUCAACUGCCAUCAAGAUUCUGCGAUUGAGUAACGGCACCAAGUUUGCGAUCAAGGGAGGUGGUCAUAACGCGAACGCCGGCUUGAACAAUAUCGAUCAGGGCGUCACAAUCGACAUGCAGAGCAUGAACAAGGUCGGUGUCGAGAGAGGAGAUCGAGUUGUGAGAGUUGAGGCAGGGGCGCUAUGGCAGGACGUGUACGACGAGGCUGAGAAGCGGAAUCUGACGGUUCUUGGGGGUCGCAUUGGCGUCGUGGGAACUGCUGGCUUUCUGACUGGAGGGGGUAUAUCUUUCUUUAGUCCAGAGCGUGGAUGGGCAUGUGACGGCAUCGUCAACUUCGAGGUCGUACUCGCAAGCGGGGAGGUUGUCAACGCGAAUGCGACAUCGCAUUCUAAUCUCUUCGCGGCGCUCAAAGGAGGGCAGCUCAACUUCGGUAUAGUCUCGCGCUUUGACUUGGCAUCCUUCCCUGCUGGUCCUAUCUACGGCGGAAGAAUCGUCUUCGGGCCCAAUGCCACCACGCCUUUACUUUCCGCGUUUACCGAAUUCAAGCUCGGGCAGUAUGAUCCAUAUGCAGCGGGCUGGGUCACUGUGCGCUAUAACCAUACAGCAGCGACCUUCACCCCAGUGAGCAUCAUGUGGUACACACGGCCAGCGCAGAAGCCCGGAGCAUUGGAGUCAAUUACUGAGAUACAACCGCAAAUCCUGAAUGGCAUGGUUGAAGCUCCCAUUAGUGAGCAUACCAGGAAUGCGUCGAGACAAGUGGCUGCAAACCCUCAGCGCACCAUCUGGGCAACAACCUCGUUCGCCGUCUCACCGACAAUCAUUCAUCGCAUCCAUACCUUGUGGAAGAAGGUCGUACCUGAUAUUGCAGCACAGUACGCGUACGCCAAGCCAGUAGCAGAGAUCACAUUCCAAGCUCUUCCUGCACCACCUCGCAAUGGCACACCGCCCAAUAGCUUAGGCUUUCAACCAGAUGAGACGCCAGAGAAGGAUCUGGUAUUCCUGCAGAUAAUCUUCACAUUUGAAGAUGCUGCCGCUGCCGAUGGAUUCGAGGAGGCUCUGAAGGACUUGGUGAAGCUAGUGGAAGGGCUGACGAAAGGAGAAGGUGUCUUCCACCAAUACAAGUAUCUCAACUUCGCAGCAUCAUUUCAGGAUCCGCUGGGAAGCUAUGGCGGAGUUGAGUUGGAGAAGAUGAAGAAAGCGGCGAGGAGAUACGACCCAACGGGUGUUUUUCAGACGCAGGUGCCGGGAGGGUUCAAGCUGUUCUGAUACAUAUGGGCGCGAAUGUGAGGAGAGGUAACGGUGCGUGCAGGCAUCGCGUGAGCGCGUCGGUGGCCUCAGUGGAAGCGGGGUGGCUGAGAAGCCGGUGACAACGUCCAAGCCAAAGCUGGCUAGUGCAGGGGUUAGCUUCAUCAAACCUACUGGCAACCACGACCGCUUUAAUUCCAUUAGAAGCUAACAUCCAAUAUAUCGAAUGCAUCGCCCGUUGAUAUGAAGUCUACGUGAUGCAUCAAAAUUAUUAGACAUGGGAGUGCCAAAGAAUACGGACGUCAAGGCGUUCCGCUGAGCCACGCGCGAUGCUAGCGGUUCAGAAUAUAUGAGCAGUUAUGCAUAGCCAU